Messenger RNA from Rhipicephalus sanguineus (brown dog tick), 2830 nucleotides. It is a transcript of the gene Abi, whose product is annotated as abl interactor 2. The transcript has 9 exons. Bases 205 to 1788 code for a protein of 527 amino acids. Gene Ontology annotation, molecular function: SH3 domain binding. The record is from RefSeq and is a predicted model, not a curated record. NCBI's taxonomy places the organism in Eukaryota, Metazoa, Arthropoda, Arachnida, Ixodida, Ixodidae.
GAACGGCCGUGGAAGCAAAUAUAACUAAAUUAGUUUCACCGAUCGUUUACCGUCGAAGGGAUUUGAGUGGUUUCGAGUGAGCGAGUGCGUUGGGAAAGGACGCUACCAGCGUCUGAUGUUGGACAGGGCGUACCCAACUAAACUAAAGUGUACUGGAGAGAGUUGCAUAUCUGGGCUACCAUCUGCUCAGCUGCCGGCCUCAAAAUGCCUUCGGUCAUGGCGGAUCUUAUGACACUCAUCCAACACGAAAUUCCUGAUGGACGGCAAAACAUCCACGACAGCCACACCAAUCUUGAAAAGGUUGCGGAGUACUGCGAGGCCAACUACUUUCAGUCUGAGAACAAGCAUGCAGCGCUGGAGGAGACCAAGAAGUUUGCGACACAGUCUCUGGCCAGCGUUGCUUACCAGAUCAACACGCUCGCGUACAAUCUGUUGCACUUAUUGGACCUACAGACAGCCCAGCUGUCGGAAAUGGAAUCACACAUCAACCACAUAGGUCAGACAGUAAUGAUUCACAAGGAGAAAGUGGCCCGGCGUGAGAUCGGCGUGCUGACAGCCAACAAGAGCACACUUCGCCAGCACAAGAUCUUGGCCCCUGCCAGCCAAGAGCGCCCCGUCAAGUACAUUCGUCGCCCCAUCGACUACACGGUGCUGGAUGAAGUGGGACACGGGCUGCGCACGUCUUCAGCAGGCAACGGCGGUGCCAACAAAGCUCGCCGCAUCCCAUCUUCUCAGGCACUGAUGAAUGCCGGACCGGCACCAACAACCAAGCCGCCGACACCACCACAAGCAAACCGAGGGGUCACCAUGGGGUCCCUGACACGUGGCUCUCGAGAGUACCGCACUCCCGCACCCCCGAUCGCCCCACCUCAGGUGCCUAGCAACUACGCUGCCAACUAUCCCCUCGGCCACCCUCGCAGAGGGAGUGGCUACUCCACACUGCCAGCACACGGCCACCAUGGGUCAAGCCACCAGAGUGCAUUGCCACCAUCCCAGAUGACACCUCCUCCUGCUUUGGCCAGUCAACCUCAAGUGGGCAUGGUGCAUCCCAUGAGUCAGCAUACCAUGGGCCAUCACCACCACUCCAUGCCACACCAUACUGUAAACCACCCGGGUCACAUGGGGCAGCAGCAACAGCAGCAGGGAGUCAUUCAGAACCCACCGAUGCAAGCUGGCAUUUCCCAGAAUUCAAUGGUGGUCAUACCUCCAGGGAGUGUCGUUCACCCAAUGUCCCAGAAUCCCGCUGCUCCGGGCGCAAUGUCGAUGGGUGCCAUGGGCCACCAAAUGGCCAAGGUGCCCACAUCCAUGGUUCCAACUUCGAUGGUGCAGAGUCAGCACUAUGGCACCAUGGUCUCUGCUCACCAGCCACCGCCACCAAGUGAUCCUAUGACCUCGAGCCUCACGGAUCGGCUCCCCGAGCCGCCACCGCCUCACAUAAUGAGUGGAGGCAUUGUGCCCACGUCAGAGUACGAACGUCAUGGGAACGUGUCACCUCCGCUCCCCCCUCCACCACCUCCCGAGCCCCUGUACCCCGGUAAUUACGUUCAGCUUUCCCCACCAGCCUACGGGCACCAGCGGCCGGACGCCCAGCGGGACAGUGUGCCCAAGACCUACCUGGAGAAAGUGGUUGCUAUAUACGACUACGAAGCUGACAAGGACGACGAGCUUUCCUUUUCCGAGAACUCUGUAAUCUACGUUAUCAAGAAGAAUGACGACGGCUGGUACGAAGGCGUCAUGAAUGGUGUGACAGGCCUGUUUCCAGGAAACUAUGUGGAACCUUGCAUGUGAACAAGUGCAGCGGGGCAUUGUGUCACACGAAUUUGCCUACUUCGUGUGCUGGCUCGGAAAGCUGCUUGCAACAGCUUGUUUUUGCACCUCAGGGUGAAAUUGAUUUUCGCUGUGCCGUAUUUAGUCUCGAGAAAUGCUUCCAUUUUUUUGUUAACUGGCCUACUGUAACAUUUUGUACUUGGUCGCUUCAUUGGUACGAAGAAAAGACACAAGAGGAAGUUAGAAGUGGAAUAGCACAAGCCUUUCUUGCCUGAAUAGGAAUGACUGAUAAUUUAUGGUGAACAAACAUGUGUAAUGAAUUUUAUGUAUAUACUAAGUUAUCAGUGACAAGUUACCUACUGCAAUGAAUUACUCUUAUUUUUCCUUUGUUGUUUGGAGAGCACUAUCCCCAUAAAGCGUUUUGUCGAUUAACCUGGAUGCAUGGUGGUAAUUGACAUCAUUUUUGUUAGCUCCCCCUGUGGUUAGUGCUAAUGAAAUCACAAAUGAGCAGUUCAUAGAAAUGAACACUAAUGAACUGUUCGGAGUGCCAAGUUGUGACUAUCUCUUUGUUUUUACAAAGUAGCCAAAUGGAACGUAUUUGUUUACUGUAUCGCACAUUUUGUGCAGUUUUUGGUGCAUUGCUUUUGCAGAGAAUGCAAUAUGUACUGCAAGGUUACGUGGGCUUUGGCCGUUUUUACUAAGUGUGAACUGCAGUUGCAAGCCUGCAUUUACUAACUAGGCUGUAACUCACUGCACAGGUCUUAAAUAGCGUUAUCAGCAUUCCAUUUUUGUCUUCUGCCCGUUUUGAAAAAAGAAAUUAGUAUAGCUUUUUAUGAGUACGCUUUGCCCAUUGCCACUUUGUUUUUAAGCAAGAAAUCAAAUUUGUAAUCCACCUAUACCUUCUGCGAGUGUUGGGAACAAAUGAAUUGUGUGAGUAAAGAAGGGAGGAUGGGGUUGCAAGAGUCUGGCUUGUACAGCCAGCUAUUUAUUGCACUUGCUUAACCCGAUGCAAAUGUAGUGUUCUAUUUCUCUGUUAUUACAAUAAACUCGUUUUUUUGUAAAA